Molecule: messenger RNA, 1385 nt
Organism: Volvox carteri f. nagariensis
Lineage: Eukaryota; Viridiplantae; Chlorophyta; Chlorophyceae; Chlamydomonadales; Volvocaceae
Exons: 2
Coding region: 53-532 (159 amino acids)
Source: RefSeq, a predicted model, not a curated record
UGCAGGAUGACAAUAACCGCUUGCAGCUGCCCACGUUUUUGCCUAUUGGGAAAUGUCGCUCGAGGGAAACAGCUGGUCCGAAUUAGUCGAGCAGCUCAAUAUGAUGGUAACAAAUUUUAAUGAUCUUGUGAAAGCGUCUCGCAUACCUGACGAAUCUGUAGACGAGCUGUCGGCGUCGCGAGAACGCAAAGUGCCAGGGGACUUGCAGGAGGUCCUGGCGGAGAAGUUGCUCUUCUCGGCAUAUAUGUGCCUGCACCACAUCUCAGAGCUGAAGAAGGCGGCUGCGCUGAGCGACCACACGACCCAGAUCGGCAACGCACGCGCUGUCAAGAGCCAGAUGCAGCGUACGGAGGACGUCAUCGCAUCCAAAAUAGGGUUGAUCAAGGUGGAGGCUCAGGAGCUUCUGGGGCAGCUGGAGGAGAGCUAUUACAGCUCCAAGUUUAAGGGGCGGCCGACUGAAAGCGGCGUCAGCGAGCAGCUACGCGAGCUCUGCGCGCUUGCACUAGAGACCCACACCGGCCACCGCAAAUGAUGAUAUCGACUCGACCCCCACGUCAUUUCAUUUAACGUUCCGCAACCAGCAUUCCAGUAGCCCCUUCCCACCACGUGUCACCCAUACGUUCGCCCCCUGCCCCGCGCUUGAGACACGCGCUAGUGCUUCCCUGCGCUGCCACAUGCUAGAUUAGUUUAGCGCGCUUGGGCGGACGCAAAGGCGCAAAGGAGUUGCCCGGUAGCGUUGACGCAUGGCCGGCCCCAGAUCCCGUUGCUUUGGGGCCCCCUGUGGCUUUUGCUGCUGCCGGCUUCCUCUUCCCGCCACCCCAAAAGUCGCUGUCGGACGGCGGCUUUCGGAAGGUGUCCGUUGGCGCUGCUGCACCCCCGGCCGCACCAGAACCAGCGGCUAAGCUCCCGCUGGAACCCCCUAACGCGUCAAAUAUACGGAGAUUAGACGGCUGCCACGCACGCAUCUCGCCAGGCUUUUUGAACGUCUUGGCCAAGUCUGUGUCGCUGAUGGAAGGUUGUGAGCCUGCAGUUGGUGAGACGCCUGAUGCGCCACCCUCUUCCGGCGUGUUGGACUGUUUGCUGGCCACCGACGGUCCAAACGACAUUCGGCCCGAUCGAAAUGCCAAGCCGGGCAAGGGCACCGGCUCAUAGGUCACGAUGCAUCGGCCAGAAAUUGAUGGCUGCGACCAUGCUGGAUCGUCAGCCGGGGGAUUGUUGGCGGCCUGCAAGAAAGCACCGGUAGAAAUUGCCCUGGUGGAAGCGUGCAGAAGUGAAGGGCGGCAUGUACGACUGUGUGACGCCCCGUGAGGUUUGGGGACGCUGGGACGGUCUGCUGAAAUUUGUCCUUGGUUGCACACGAGCUGUAGGUUGUAAAAGAUUCAUUG